Messenger RNA from Ostrea edulis (European flat oyster), 716 nucleotides. RefSeq names its product cytochrome c oxidase subunit 5B, mitochondrial-like. Gene Ontology annotation, cellular component: mitochondrial envelope. Lineage: Eukaryota; Metazoa; Mollusca; Bivalvia; Ostreida; Ostreidae. The record is from RefSeq and is a predicted model, not a curated record. Gene Ontology annotation, biological process: mitochondrial electron transport, cytochrome c to oxygen. The transcript is spliced from 4 exons. The coding region runs from base 93 to 614 and encodes 173 amino acids.
UUGAUUUUUCGGAAAGUUUCUGAGUUUUUCAUUUUCGCAUUCGUUCUCGGGAUUUUUGAUAAAUAGCCUAUUGUUAGAUAACAACAUUGAACAUGGCUACAACCUUGUGUCGUUUUUUGAAAGAGACAGUGGUGAAAUCAAGUCGAGUUCCUGUAGUUUUUGCCCAUACUUUGUCACAGACGGAAGCUUUGAAGUCAGAUUCCGUACCAGUUGAAAAGUUGGCAAAUCAGAAUGAUAGUUCCGUGUCCACACCAGAGGGAGACCGAGCACCUGUUAAAAUUGACAGAUUUUAUCGUGCCAACGCAAAUCUCCAGGGUGCAAUUCCAGAGUUUACAGGUCAUGCCUUGGGGUUGGAACAGUAUGAAGUAUUAACAAAGGAUGAAACAAAGGAUGUAUAUUCAACGGGAGUAAUACACAUGACACCUCAGUUUGGACAGAUAGAAAACCCCCACGUGAUACCAUCAACAAAAGAGAAACGCUUAAUUGCAUGUUUAUGUGAUGAGGAUUCUAACAAACUUCAGUAUAUGUGGCUACACAAGGGAGAACCACAAAGAUGUCUAUGUGGAGUAUUCUUCAGGUUGGAAGAGGUUGACGCUUUUGGAGAUCCUAAGUGACAUUUGAAUUACUUUAUGUAUAAAUAUGACUGUACAAAACUUUGUUUGUCAAUGUUAUAAAAACUGUUUAUACUCAUGUUUUCAAUAAAUACUAGGAUUGAA